Didymodactylos carnosus is the source of this 2850-nucleotide messenger RNA. Lineage: Eukaryota; Metazoa; Rotifera; Eurotatoria; Philodinida; Philodinidae. The record is from the annotation of a GenBank genome assembly.
AUGAUUGUUCGACCUUCAAUUUUUAUAAAUAUUACAUCUAGAGCAUUAUCCAUAGUGAGAAAUCUUAGAAACAAUGUACCUCAGCCGGGUUUUGUAUCAUCGCCUACCGUUCCUCCAACAGUGAACAUACCUGAUCCUCUAUUAAAUCGUGGUGUAAUUUAUGAGCCUCCAUAUUUGUUUGAAACUGAUACCUAUCCAAAUUAUUCAAUGUUGGCAAUUACGAUGCGUGGCUAUGAUUAUGUUGUAUUAGAAGGCUUUUUUCGUUAUGUAGAAAAAGUAGCAAAAUCAUUGGAUGUCAAUGUACUAGAAAGUGUCGCUGUGCCAUCAAAAUCGUCUAGAGUAACAAUUUUGAAACCGAGAAGUCAACAUGUUGAUGUUGAAUAUACUUUGAAUUUGUACCAUCGAAUAGUAAAACUUUCAAAAGUUAAAACAACUAUUGCACCAAUUAUAUUUGAAUGUAUUCGAUUAAAUAUACCUGAAGGUGUUGAAUUAAAAAUUGGUGUACCAGAUAUUAAAGAUGAUGCAUUUCGUUAUGUACCUGAUGUAGAAUUAAAACAAUUACAAAGUGAAAUGGAUGCCAUUACUAAAGAAAAAGAAGAUAAAGAAAAAAUGAAAUAUUUAAAACGUGAACAAAAACAAAAAGACAAAAAUCAAGCUAUGCUUUUGUCUAUAUUAUCACCAACAUUAGUGAGCGAACCACUUCCUAUUACUUCAAAUGAACAUGAUGAAAAAUCAUAUGUGUACAAAAAAACGAUAAUGGACCAACUUAUUUUAACCGAAUUGGACUCGGAUUCAUUUGAUGUAGACAAUUUAAUAGAAAAUGUUGCCUAUAAAGCUGUCGACGGUAACAUAACAAAUCAAAAUUUUGAUCUAUUUUUAUUAGAAGAUAAAUUUAGAAAAGCAAUGUCAAUAUUACAAGCGCAACAAGUACUAAAUGAACGUACAAUUAAACAAUUACAAGAUUCAUGUGAACAAGAAAGACAAACAUGGUCAGGUAGUGUUGCUCAAUUAGAAGAAUUAUAUCAGAAUGCGUAUACUGAUCAACAAGAAUUAGAAAUGCGUAUUAGUGUAAUAUCAACAAAAGUUAUUCAAAUCGGACAUCAACUAGAAAGUAAAAGUAAUCCUCGUCAACAAUUAGUUGAAGCACGAACAACAGGCAAAUAUCUUGAACGAUUUUUGGAUUCAAAUGAUGAUGUAAUUGGAAUGUUUCAUGAUAUUUCAAAACUUGAACAAGCGGCACACGUUAUCCAUCAACUUUACAAUGUUUUACAAGAAUUGCCUGAUGAGCCAAAAUUUAUUGAAGCAAAAACAAAAGUAAAUGAACGUUACAUGGCCAUUGAAGAAAUGUUAUUACAAGAAUUUUCUCGUGCACAAGUUCGAAAUGAUAAAAAAGCAAUGAAAAAAUAUAUUAAAUUAUUAUCAAAAUUUAAAGGUUAUUUUGAUAAUCCAAAUAUUGACAUAUUCGAUGCUAUACCACAAUUAUUUACAAAAGUAUCAGAAUUAAUUAAUGAAUUAUUUGAUCAACCAGAAAAAGUCAUUGAAAAAUUAAUUAUAACGGUUUAUACAGAAAAAUUGACUCCUUACGUUAGAAUGAAACUUGAACCAUACGAGAAAAAUCCGGAUUUGGAAAAUAUGGAAAAAUAUCUUCAAACACUUUAUUUAUUAAAUAAAAAAGCAUCUAAAUUAUCGAAUGAUUUACAAACACAAAAGAUUAGUGAUGAUCCAGCAUUUUUACAUAAAUUAAAUCAAUAUGCUUUUAAAGGGUAUUUAAAAAGUUAUAGCAAAUACGAAUUAACUUGUUUAGAAGAAAAAUUUCAACUUCAACUCGAAAGAUUUGAAGAAAGUAGUGGUGGACAGAGACGAGUUAAACAAGCUGGAUUAACAAGUAUUACUGAUAUAAUUCAACAGCGACUAUUAAAUACCGGUGAUCAAGUUGAUGAAUCAAGAUUUUCACCAGAAUUAGGGGCAGCAUUAUUAGACGAUUGUAAAACAUCUAUGAACAGAAUAACAACGUUAUCGGAAGGAUUUGAAGCAUCAGAAAAUGUUUGUCAAUGUUUUUUACGUUUAUUAAAUGCUUUAUGUGUUCAACAUGUUGAAACAGAAUUACAAUUUAGUCUCAAUGCCAUACCGGGUAAUGAGCCGAAACAAGAACCAGAUAUUAAAUUUUUUCAUGCCAUAUUACAAACAAAUAAUAUCAUUCAAUUAGUUGAACGUUAUUUUGUAUUUAAUAUUGCACCGUUAUUGACUGGUGUACAACAACAGUCCGUUGCUUUACAAACAAAAGAAAAAGUAAUAAACCAAUUAGAGGAAUUGAUCAACAUCGGAAUAGACAAAUCAUUAUCUUGUAUGAUUGGCUAUAUUAGAAUUAUGUUAAAUGAACAAAAACGGUCUGAUUUUAGACCGGAAACAGAUCCUCUUAUAACAGAAUGUUCAAAUGUUUGCAGUCGUAUAGUUCGAUUUAUUGAUACACACAUUACUCGAUUAGAACAAGCAUUUGAUGGAAAAAAUUUGACUGAUGUAUUGAAUGAAUAUGGAAUACGAUUUCAUCGUGCAAUAAUCGAUCAUGUAUUCAAAUUUGAAUACAAUAUUACAGGUGGUUUAAUGAUGUUACAAGAUAUUAGUGAAUAUAAAAAAUGUUCAAAAAAAUUUCGUAGUUUAAUGGUCGAACAAUUAUUUACAAUAUUACAUGCUUUAGUAAAUCUACUCGUUGUUGUACCAGAAAAUUUAAGACAAAUUAGUACCGAAGGACAUCUAGCAACAUUGACACGUGAAAUAAUCGAAUCUUUUGUGAUGUUACGAGGUGAUUAUAGAUCAGCGAAAUUACAUAAUUUUAUCAAUUUAAACGAUUAA